Messenger RNA from Cryptomeria japonica (Japanese cedar), 660 nucleotides. RefSeq lists its product as uncharacterized. Lineage: Eukaryota; Viridiplantae; Streptophyta; Pinopsida; Cupressales; Cupressaceae. Bases 1 to 660 code for a protein of 219 amino acids. The transcript has a single exon. The record is from RefSeq and is a predicted model, not a curated record.
AUGUGGUUAAGAGAACCGAGUUUUAGAGAUCGUGUAGCUGGGUGGUGGAAGGAGGCCUCCGUGGUGGAAGGUUUCUUGGCCUUUCAGUUUUUUAAGAAGCUUAGCUUUGUGAAACAGAAAUUAAAAUCAUGGAAUAGGGAGGUGUUUGGCAAUAUCUUUGUUGAAAAGAGAAGGCUAGAAGGGGAUUUGGGGGCUUUGAAUGCGAAAGUCUUGGCUGGAGGGAUGGAUGAAGGGGACUUCCUCAUGGAGAAAGAUCUUCUUAGCAAAUAUGGAGAAGUUUUGCAGAGGGAGGAGAUUUACUGGAAACAGAAGUCGCGAGAAAAUUGGCUUAAAGCUAGUGAUAGAAACACGAAAUUCUUCCACAGCUCGGUGAAAGCAAGGCAAAGUCUCAAUAAAAUUAUCUCCCUGCGAAUUGCAGAUGGUACAAUCACUAAAGACUUAGACCACAUAAGCAAAGAGGUUGUUGACUUCUUCAAAAAUCUGUGGAGGAGAAGUGGGGUGGCUCAGUCGGGCUUGCAGACCGAGCUUCUGGAGUUAAUCCCUCCCUUAGUUUCAAGGGAGGACAAUAUCAUGCUUGAGGAACCAGUUUCAUUGAAGGAAGUCAAAUCUGUUGUUUUUGGGUUACGUGGGGAGCAAGCACCAGGACCAAACGGGUUCUAG